CAUGACUGAAAGCGUAAAAUCUGACUAGAGACCAUAUAUAAAUAAGACUUACAACAGUCAGACUUCAUGACUUUGAUGUUGCGUUCUGUGAUUCUAUUCUUCAUAUUGCUUUCCUUCGUAAAUUGUCUUUAUAGCUUCCUAAACAUCCCACUACCAACAUGACCUCCUUCAUCAAGUACCUCUGGGGCUCCAGUUCUGCCCAAGCCCCUCCACCUAAUCCUCAGUCUACAAUCGCAGAUAUAACCUUCCCCUCAGGCCUUUACAUCAUCCGCAACGUCGCCACAGGCACAGUAGUUGACCUCACCGGUGCUCAUCGACAAGAUGGCACCCCAGCUGUCGGCUGGCACUUCCACGACGCCAAGCAUCAAAAAUGGCAAAUUGCCUCUGCAGGCCAUAACCAAUACUUCAUCCUCAACGACGCAGCAGGAACAUACCUUACGGCUGACACACAACCAACAGCGGGCGUAGUUCUAACCACCGGGAGCCUUGUAUCACCGACUAACAAGCGGGCGAGAUGGACACUUGAGUCUGCGGAGACGAAACAUGCCUACAUUAUCCGCUCCGUAGCUGAUCCCUCCCGAGUCCUGGACCUCUCCUAUUCUGAUUCGAAGAACGGAACCCCGAUCCUUAUCUACUCCGACCACGGGACGAAGAACCAACAAUGGAUUCUCGAACAACUGGACGCCGCUCCACCACCACGUGUAAUCAAGAAUACUCCCGUGGGGGGGAAGGGUGGUACCCCCUUUGAAGAAUUCAAGUAUGUCCCUGUCAGGGUUGUAGAGACGUGGAGUGGAGAGGUGGAAGAUGAGACUGUUGUUCGGGGGUUGCGAUGGACAUGGGACGAUGGAAGUCAGAGCAAGCUUUAUGGUGCCGAUAAAGGAGAUCAUCAGGUGCUUGUUGUGCCGCCCGGAGGGAAGGUGAAGGAGAGCUCUGUUAGUUCAGGGAAGAGAGUCGAUUCGAUUGUUAUUGUCACGAAGGAUGGCAAGAGGUUUAAGGCGGGUGGUGAUGGGGGUAAGGAGCAUAAGCAGGAUGUUGGGGAUGGGGUUUUGGUCGGGUUUGAUGGGGCCUCUGGGUUGGAUGUUGAUCGUGUUGGAUUGGUCUUUUUGAAGAAGGAUGGGGAACAGUGAAUUUUAUCUUGGGGUACCGUUGACUCUUUGAAUUGAACAUGCUUCUGUCCUGCUGUCGAAUUAGGGGUUUUUGUGAAUCUAGGUCGAGCGCUAGGGUUU
This is a messenger RNA of Aspergillus caelatus, 1226 nucleotides long. RefSeq names its product ricin B lectin domain-containing protein. The record is from RefSeq and is a predicted model, not a curated record. Bases 159 to 1127 code for a protein of 322 amino acids. Lineage: Eukaryota; Fungi; Ascomycota; Eurotiomycetes; Eurotiales; Aspergillaceae. The transcript has 4 exons.